AUGCCGCCGCGCCGUCGGGGAGCUUCGGGCUACCGCGACGUAAGCCCGCGCCUGUCCGACGCCCUCUCGGCCGAGAUUCGGUCCGGCGACGUGCGCCUCGGCCUCGGCAUCUUCGAGACCGCCCACGAGGCCGCCCGCGCGUACGACACGGCGGCGUGGCGCCUUCGGCGGGCCUGCCUGGACAUGAACUUCCCAGAGGUGCCAAUGCGGGAGAUGGCGCAGGAGCUGGCGCCUCCCCCGCGGCUUCUCACCGGCGAGGAUCAUCACGAGAACUGGAGGCAGGAGCGCCGACGUCACCAACGAGCAGCAGUUCUUCACGGAAAGGAGGGAGCAGAGGAGGGCGGAGCGAGCUGCCUAUCGCGAGGACCGGCGUACGCAGAAGGCGGCCGUGAGUUCAACAUCGAGUUAGGAGCAGCGUUGUCCUGGGACUUCAAAGAUGAUCGGUACCUUGACGCCUUCAUUGUGACGUCGGAUGAGGACAUCACCGAGGUGGAGUCCGAGUCGGACGAGGACGACGAGUAG
Aegilops tauschii subsp. strangulata is the source of this 522-nucleotide messenger RNA. Lineage: Eukaryota; Viridiplantae; Streptophyta; Magnoliopsida; Poales; Poaceae. The record is from RefSeq and is a predicted model, not a curated record.